UUUUGUAAAGCUUAUUAGCUUUAAAGUUAAGCAUGACAAUCUAGCUACGCCUUUCCUAUUUAUUAUAAUCACAAUCAUUCAUAAUUCGAAAAGAAUAAUAAUCGGUCGGAGUCAGAGUUUUUUCCUGCAGUAUGGUUGCUUUUAGCCUCACACCAAUAACUCAGGCAAAAAUAAAGUCACGAUUCAUAAUUGGUUAAUGGACACAUAUUUAACUUCCAAGAAUUUUGUCACAGUGUAGGAGGACGGAGAGGAGGACCUGGAGCCGCCAAAGGCAUUUUUAAAAUCCUGAUUAUUGGCAAAAAGCUUCUCAUGUCCCACUGCCUUUUUAUAAUCAUUGAGAUUUUUCGCAUUCUAUUAUUCUUGUUUUUUGUGUAAUUUCUUGAACAACAAAUGUGAUCCAAAUGGAGGCGAAAACUGACGCAUAUAACGAAAGAAGAGGAAAUGUUUCUUUCUCAUCAUUAAUAUUUGUAUGGAUCUUGGACGCCUUUGCACAAACCACACCCCUUUGCCAGAGACGUGCCAAUCCUACUGUUAGAAGACUUCUUCCUGGGAUCUAUAUUAAAGCUACCAACGGGCAUUCAACUAGUUCUUUAUCAUCACUCUCUGAUGCUCUUACGAUCUGACGUCUACUACACGUUUACUCAAUAUAACUGGAGUAGAAGUGGAUUAUGCUCUGAUCAGAUUGGAACUGUUUCCCAAUAAGGAGCUUCACACAGCCAAAAUGAAUUCAAAAGUGAGGGUAAUCAUUUUCCUGCUGUGUGUGACUGGCAUCAGUGUAUUUUUGAAUGGACAUGUUUUGGGAAGGUAUUCAAAGUACUUCUUCCAGCUUCAGGACACAAGCCCCUGUGCUUGUGAGAAAUGCUUAUCAGAAGAUGAUCUGAAUUUUUUCAACAAAUCUGUUGAACCAUUUUUGUCAGCAAACUACAUUCUCUCAGAGGAUACUUUCAACUGGUGGAAGCGCUUACAGAAUGAAGCACGCAACUUUAGUACCUAUAAAACAACAGUGGACAGGUUGUUUCAGAUGUUCCCACCCGGUCCAGAUGUCAAAGAACCCAGCCCUGACCUCUGCAGGACUUGUGCUGUGGUGGGGAAUUCUCGUAAUUUGAAGGGAUCGCAUUAUGGACCUCUGAUAGAUGUCAAUGAUAUCAUCAUGAGAAUAAACUUUGGUCAUACCAAAGGCUUUGAAGCAGAUGUUGGGACCAGAACAACUCAUCAAAUCAUGUAUCCAGAGAGUGCAAUGGACUUAGAUAACAACAGUACUCAUCUGGUACUGAUUCCAUUUAAGAUAAAAGAUCUUGAGUGGCUACUGAAGGCCUUCCCCACAGGAAAGUCAUAUGGGCCAGUAAAAUCCAAAAUCAAAGCUAACAAGGAUUUGGUGAUGCUGAUCAAUCCAGCUUUCAUGAGGUAUGUUCAUGAAGUGUGGCUGGAAAAGAAGGGCAAGUAUCCAUCCACUGGCUUUAUGGCAUUUGUUCUUGCCCUGCAUAUUUGUGACGAGGUCCAUGUGUUUGGUUUCGGAGCAGACAAAUAUAGAAACUGGAGUCAUUACUGGGAAAAACUCAAAGACAGCAAUUUAAAAACUGGACCACAUCCUGGAACUGAUGAGUAUAGAAUUAUCCAGAAGGUAGCUGAGCAACAAAAGAUCAAGUUUUAUACAGGUUGGUGAUCUUUCUCUCAGCAUUUAAACUUACUGUUUUUGAUCCUGUUGAGGGUGUUUAAACUACUCAAACUGAUUCAGUGAGAUUAUCUAUAAAGUGAAAAUGAAUCACAUCCAAGAAAAUGUAGGAUAACAGCAGUUCUAGCUGCUGUACCUAUUUUUCUUUGUUUAUGUUUUUUAUUUAUUGUCAUUUUGUGAUGUAGAUGUCCACAGUAGCAAUGCAAUACACAACAAAAACUACAGAGUUACUCAGGGCUGAAAAAAAGAAGAAAUGAUUGUGUAGGAUGCACACACAUACUCACACAAAGACAAUAAGAAUAAUCACUUCUGACUAGCAAAAAAUAUUUUGCUGGCUAUUUAAGUUCUAAAAUUUGAACAUGGCAGAAUGUUACAAUGCACAGACCAUCUAUUGUUUCCAGAACAGUUUUAAUGUGAUGACAUUUUUACAUGUCUGGUGAAAGAUUGGCCUAAUAACAUCUGUAAAUCAAAAGUUUACUUUAGAACAUCUUUACACUUAUUUAGCAUUUAUACUCAUAUCCACUUUGUACUUAAUUAAUCUUACCUGUAUUAUAGUGUAUUAUAUUUUGAUUUGCUUAGUACUUCUAUUCCUGGGUGCAUUGAUAUGAUAGUGAGGGUUCAGACAGACACUUGAGGUUUGUGUUUUUGCAUAAGUAAAAGUAAAAUAUUUUUUAUUAUGGAUUAAAAUCUGUGCCAAAAUGCUAUUUUCUUCUUGAAUGUACUAUUAAAUAUAAAUUGUUUACAUGGAAUAAAAAAGGUUGGGGUAAGGGUAAAGUAUGCUGUACCUCAUUAAAUAUAUUUAACUGAUGUGACAUGGUAUCUGGGGAAAUUUUCUUUUGACAAGAGCAAAAACUAAUAUAUAAUAACGUAUAAACCAUGUUAGAUAAGCCUACAUUUCAAAAUGUAAAACUAAAAACUAAUGUAUUCACUGAUAAUAUGUCAAGCUAUUUCAACACCCACUCUAGGUUUCUCCCUUAAUUGUGACGCACACAAUUUGUGGUCACAUUUUUGUUAAUGUCUUACUUUUUUUUAAUCAGGUUAGUGGCAUGUAUUUAAUUAAUGUAAUGAAUGUUGUAAUGUGCUCUGCUGACCUAUUUGUACUUUUAUUAUUAUUUGUUAUUAUCAUUAUUAUUAUUUAUUUUUAUCUUGGUUUUAAUGUUGUACAGCACUUUGGUUCAGUUUCGGUUGUUGGAAGGUGCUAUAGAAAUAACGUUUGAUUGAUUGAUGGUGUUCUCUUACUUUGUGUGUGUCUGCUCCUUACUUGUUUGGGCUGAAAAUUCAAGAGCUCCAAUACCUAGAAUUACAUUGCACAUUAAAUUAAUCACUUACAUGCUGAAUUCACUUAAAUAUGUAUGAUUAUUUCACACAUUUACACUUCUUAAUACCUGUAAAAACCUGAAAUUGCAUACGGUUUGUUUGUUGUAUUUUGUUGAAAAAAGGUAACUGUUUGACUGUCUCAAGUAUGAAAAUACAAAUAAAUUUCUUCUACGAGUCAAUGCA
Siniperca chuatsi (mandarin fish) is the source of this 3172-nucleotide messenger RNA. Its product is annotated as CMP-N-acetylneuraminate-beta-galactosamide-alpha-2,3-sialyltransferase 1-like. Lineage: Eukaryota; Metazoa; Chordata; Actinopteri; Centrarchiformes; Sinipercidae. Gene Ontology annotation, molecular function: beta-galactoside (CMP) alpha-2,3-sialyltransferase activity. The coding region runs from base 722 to 1663 and encodes 313 amino acids. The record is from RefSeq and is a predicted model, not a curated record. The transcript is spliced from 7 exons.